Messenger RNA from Lodderomyces oxycetoniae, 1404 nucleotides. RefSeq lists its product as uncharacterized. Lineage: Eukaryota; Fungi; Ascomycota; Pichiomycetes; Serinales; Debaryomycetaceae. The record is from RefSeq and is a predicted model, not a curated record. The transcript has a single exon. Bases 1 to 1404 code for a protein of 467 amino acids.
AUGCAGUAUAUAUCAUCUUUAAAACGUCUGUUGCUAGCUGUAUUACUAGCAGGUAGUGUUUCCUACGUCUCUGCAGCGUCAAUGGACAUGGGUGAAGAUUUACCCGAGUUUCAUCCAAUAAAUGCUGGUUCAAAAGCAUUUCAUUGGAUUACAACUUUAUUCUUGCUAUUGAUUAUACCAUCCAUAAGUACAUCACUAGCAUUUGCCAAUAGAUUGCACUGGUCCUUAUUGUUGCAGUGUGUCUCCACGGCUUAUUCGGUAAUCGAAUCAAUCUUUUUGGAUUUCCCCGAUAAUGUAGAUAACCACGAAAACAGAACGUCAAAGGGUACAAGUUGGUUCUUGAGUAUAUUAUUGGGGGUUACCAUCUUUAUGGGUACUUUGAUCAAUGGAAGCAACUUGGUGAUCAACAAAUUUUACCCUCAUUUAGCAAGAAAACAUAAUGAAUAUGGCUUAUCCUACAAGGUUUAUAAAUCAUUAUCCUUGCUCUGUACAAUUACUGGCUGGGUAAGGGUAUGCUUGGCACCAAUAGCACUAUUUGGCUUUUGUUACGGCAAGCACACGGGUCAAUGUUUGGCUCACGGAAUAAUGGGAUCAGCAUUCGUGCUUUAUUCAUUUGUCUUGUCGGUAGUCUUGGUAAUCCCGUGGAUUAGGAAACAUCAGUUGGGGAAAAACAGCAAUACCGUGGGGUUGAGGUCGCAGGAGUUUUAUGACUCAACUGUGAUGAUGCUUUGGGGGAUAGUCAACACAUUCACAGAACAUAGGUGGGGUAAAGAACCUUGGAAUAUGGGGGAUUAUCAACAUACAUCAAUGGGUAUAAUAUGGUGGGGAGGCGGUUUGUUGGGAAUGUUCUUGUCAAGAAACAACAAAAGAACAUUUGUUCCUGCAUUAUUACUCAUCUUCACCGGCUGGUCAAUGUCGGAGCAUGUUCAAUUUUUGGAAAUAUCUACAAAAGUCCAUGCCGUGUUUGGUAUCGCUUUAAUGGGAGCCGGUCUCACAAGAAUAAUAGAGAUUUCAUUUGUGCUAAAAGAUGAAUCGUGUAGCUCGCCACUGGGAAAUAUCCUGUCGUUCCAAUAUAUCCCCCCCUUUUGUUUAACCUUAUCAGGGAUCUUGUUCAUGGGUGCAAAUGAAGAGCAAUUACAGAUGGUGCACGAUUUAGGAAGUGACCAUUCGGCAUAUAUCCUUACUGCCUCAUCGGGAGCAUUCCUCACUUUUCUCUGGAUUCUAUUAUGCUUAUGGUUCUAUUUGAAAUUAGUGGGAUACGAUGAAGAGGGAGAAAUUGUUACACACUCUUAUACGAGUCUUGGUGCCAACGAUUUUGAACUUGGCGAUCUUAGCGCCGACGAAACAGCUUUGGAAAAUGAUGACGAAUUAGAGGAGACUGCCCAAGUUACCGAAACAAUAUAA